AUGACGGUUAUGAAUAAUAAUGGACAAGGGAAGAAAAAGGGAAAGCAUGUGGACAACAAGGAUGAAUCGCCAUCACCAUGCGAAUCAGGGAUCGUGAGGACCAAAAAAGGUCUUGGCUGA
This is a messenger RNA of Sclerotinia sclerotiorum 1980 UF-70, 120 nucleotides long. RefSeq lists its product with no specific name. The transcript has a single exon. The coding region runs from base 1 to 120 and encodes 39 amino acids. The record is from RefSeq and is a predicted model, not a curated record. NCBI's taxonomy places the organism in Eukaryota, Fungi, Ascomycota, Leotiomycetes, Helotiales, Sclerotiniaceae.